CUUUUAAUUUUUUUAAUUUUUAUUUUUUUGUCUUCGGCGCCUCUUGUCUCCACCCCCCACCCCUUUUCUUAAAUUCUUCAUUGCUUAUCCUUUCCCACUCCCACAUGCCCAUCUCCCUCUCUCUCUCUGUGUGGAGAUCUCUAUGUUAUAAGUUACAAAGGAGGAGGAGGAGAGGAUAUUUAUAUAUAAGAAGUAACCAAAGAUAAUUAGGAGGAGAGUGAAGCUGCAUGUUGGUGCAUGGUGGAGAGAUAUGUGUGUAUGUGUGUGUAUCUUAAUUAGCAUGUGCGAAACAACAGAAGUUGCUUUCACCAUUAAUGAUGGGCUGGGUCUCCUGGAUAAUUAAGUUAUAGGGAAUAAGGGAGAGGAAUAAGUAGUAGCGAACUCAUCCAUGGAGAAUAGGGGGAAUAUGAACAGCUAUGUUGGUAAGCAGCAAGAGCAGCAGCAGCAGCAGCAGCAGCAGCAGCAGCAGCAGCAGCAGAUCUUCUUUGGGUCCAUGAACGACGCUUCAUCCUCCUCCGCUUCUUCCUCCAUGCAUGGAAACAUCAUGAGUAGGGAACCUGGAGCUUAUGACAUGGGAGAGUUGGAUCAAGCUCUUUUCAUGUUUAUAGAAGGGCAGGAUCACUCCUCUAAUUAUCAUCAACAACGACAGACUUUGAACAUCUUCCCAUCUCAGCCCAUGCAUGAAGACCCAUCACCGAAUGGUGGGGUUAGUUUACUCUCUCCAACAAGCAGUGGGUCCAAGAGGUCAUCAGAGCAAAGCAUGGAGCCUACAGCCACCCCAAGAAAUGACCACCCAGCAACUUUGCCUGAGACUAGGAAGGAUGCUAAGGCACCAGUGAAGAAGGAGUCCAGCACAAAGGGCACAUCAGUUUCAGAACGUGGACCCAAGACACCAGAUCCCAAGGUGUUAAGGAGGCUUGCUCAGAAUAGGGAAGCAGCUAGGAAAAGCAGGCUCCGAAAGAAGGCUUAUGUUCAGCAACUCGAGGCUAGCAGGACAAAGCUAAGUCAGCUAGAACAUGAGCUGCAGAGAGCAAGAGCUCAGGGUUUGCUAUCCGGCAGCGGUGGACCUCUUAUCGGCGAUCAAGGCCUUUCGGUCAGCCUCGGCGGGCUAAGCUCAGAAGCUGCGAUGUUCAACAUGGAGUAUGCUCGGUGGCAAGAAGAGCACGAUCGGUUGAUGUGCGAGCUGAGAGCAGCGGUGCAAGAGCAGUUGCCGGAGAAUGAGCUCCGGUUGUUCGUGGAGAACUCGAUAAUGCACUAUGACGAGAUGAUCGACCUCAAAAGCAUAGUCGUCAAGUCCGACGUCUUCCAUCUCAUCUCCGGCGCGUGGAAGACCCCCGCGGAGCGCUGCUUCAUGUGGAUGGGCGACUUCCGCCCCUCCGAGCUCAUCAAGAUGUUGGCAAGCCGCAUCGAUCCAUUAACGGAGCAACAGAUACUAGGAGUAUGUGGGCUCCAGCAGUCGACGCAGGAGACAGAGGAAGCACUCAGCCAAGGUCUCGAAGCUCUUCAACAAUCGCUUUCGGACACCAUCGCUUCCGAUGCAUUGAUCAGCUGCCCGUCGAACAUGGCCAACUACAUGGGCCAGAUGGCCAUUGCCAUGAACAAGCUUGCGACGCUCGAAGGAUUCGUUCGACAAGCCGAAAAUCUCAGGCACCAGACUCUGCACCGGCUGCACCACUUACUGACGACGCGUCAAAUGGCUCGAUGCUUGUUAGCCAUCGCCGAGUACUUCCACCGCCUCCGCGCGCUCAGCUCCCUGUGGCUUUCGAGACCGAGGCAGGAUUAAUAUACGAGAAAUAUUUCCGUACGAUUCUGACAUGCGUGGAUUGUUGGAUAGAAUUCGUGAGGAAAGGGGGGAAAAAAUAGAGAGGAAGCCAGAUUGCCGCGAUGGAGAUAUGGUUAUCUCCUAUUACAGCAGAUUCUUAGUCAUUAGAUAAGGGGAAUAGAAAGGAAGGAUGAGAUUAAUUUGUUGUAUGGGGGGAGCAUUAAUGUUUGUGCACUUUUUUUCUACUUAAGCUUUGCAUGCAUGCAUGCAUGAGAGAGAAAUUGGUGAACAAGAAAUUUGUCACCUUUUCAUCUCAUUCAUACGAAAUAGUAUUAUUGUACAUUAUUGUGGAUAUGGAA
Messenger RNA from Ananas comosus (pineapple), 2121 nucleotides. RefSeq names its product transcription factor TGA2.2-like. Lineage: Eukaryota; Viridiplantae; Streptophyta; Magnoliopsida; Poales; Bromeliaceae. Gene Ontology annotation, molecular function: sequence-specific DNA binding; DNA-binding transcription factor activity. The coding region runs from base 389 to 1783 and encodes 464 amino acids. The record is from RefSeq and is a predicted model, not a curated record. The transcript has 11 exons. Gene Ontology annotation, biological process: regulation of DNA-templated transcription; DNA-templated transcription.